AAAAAGAAUCCACCAGUUUUUUUUUUUUACCAGUUAACGUUUUGCUAAAGACAAGGAGCAUGUCGUCAUCUUCCACCUUCUACUCUCUCUCUCUCUUUUCGUGACUCCAUUACGGUGUUUACAGUAAACUCUGAAAACUCAAACGCACAAAACCAUACAUCCAAACAAACACUAUCCGUCGUUCUCUCUCCUUCGGAGAAAAAGGGAAAAAAAAAAAGAAAAUCUCUUGCGUUGUAAUUAUUUUCGAGUUAUGGCUAAAAUCAUACUGUAAAAAAUAUUCUAUCUCCAAUGAUGGACGCAGAUAGACCCCAUCGUAGCAGUAGCAUCAACAGCAACAAUAGCGGCAGUAACGCAUCGAGCGAGCUUUUCAUUUGCUUCACCUCGCGCCUUUCUUCCUCUUCCUCCAUGAAAAUAUCUUCGAAGUCUAUUCUCAGCCCCGGCCGUACAAGGGAACCCUCUCAAAUCUCUCUCUCUUCCUCCCUCAGCAGGAGACUCAGGAGUAAUGGCAGCAUGAAAGGUGGCCAAGCCUCCCCAAUGUUCCCCACCAACGGCAAGAAACGUGGCUGCGCUUUUGAAAACCCUGAACCAUCUUCUCCUAAAGUUACUUGUAUAGGCCAAGUCAGAGUCAAGACCAAGAAGCAGAGCAAGAAGAUUAGAGCGAGAUCUAAGAGAAGAGGGGAAGUCAGUUUUAGGAAAGUAGACCAGAAUAGCAGAGGCAACAAUGUAGAGAGCUGUGUAAAUCAGGAGUACAAUCUGGAUAGUCAGUUUCACCAUCACCAGCAGCAGCAGCAGCAGCAGCAGCAGCAGCCUCAGGAGUGUUUGCCGCACAGGAAUCAGAGAUGGGUCCAUUUACCCAUCACAAUAUGCGAAGCGUUAAGGGCAUUCGGUGCUGAAUUCAACUGCUUCUUGCCCUGCAGGUCUUCUUGCAUGGCGAAUCAGAGGGAUAAACAAGGGAAAGCUUUGGGGUCAGCCGGGAACGGUAAUGGAAACAGCAGUUCCUGCGGGGCAGUAUUUGCGCGGUGGCUGGUUGCGGUGCAAGAAGGAGAAGGGAAAGCGAGGGAGAUAGAGUUGGUGGUCGGAGAAGAAGAGGAGGAAAGGAGAGACAGCAUGAACAGUCCCACGGAGAGGAGAAGGAGACACAUAUUUGAUAAUAUUGAAAUCGACGAACUCGAAAUCGAGAACGCACAAUGCCAGGACAAGAACGAGGAAGAGGAAGCCAGAGUCAGCAUCUGUAUACCGCCCAAGAACGCGUUGCUGCUGAUGCGUUGCAGAUCUGACCCAGUGAAGAUGGCAGCUCUCGCUAACCGGUUCUGGGAGUCACCCAUGCCUCCAGAUGAAGAUGAACAAGGAGAGAAAGAAGAAGAAGAAGAAGAAAAACAAGGAGAAGAAGAAAAAGAAGAAGAAGAAGAAGAAGGGGAAGAAGAAGAGGAAGAAGAAAAUGAGCAAAAACAGAGGGAUACGGAACUCAGAGGAGAGCUGCAAGUGGGAGUUGAGCGAGAAACAGAGCAUGAAGAUCGGGCUGAGGUAUGUGAAAGAGCGACUACUUCUGAAUCUAUUGAAAAACAAGAAAACCAGCAAGCGGAAACAAGUUCAGCUUUGCAGACAGAAGAAACUGAAGAUGAAGGAGAAAGUGAUGACCAAGGAACAAGCCCUGAUAUCUUCAAUGCAUCGGAAAGUAGCGCCUAUAAGAAUCGAGAAGAUGGACAUGAGGCAGAGGCAGAAAGCCUGUAUACAGAAUCAGUAGAAGCAAAGCAGACAGAAUCAGUAGAGGAAUCUGAGUUGAAUGUUUCACGACCAGAAAUCCUUGACGAUCCAGAAAAUGAAGCUGUCUCAUCUUUGAUCCAUGAAACCGAGAAUGAUCUCGAAAAUGAAGUGGAACAAGAAAAACAUAUUGAAGCUGAAGAUGCAAUCAAAACUAGUACAGAGGAAGAACCUGAAGAAGAUUCAGUGGAGACUCAAGAAUUAACAGUAGUAGCAGCAGAAGAGAAAGGGACAAGUGAGAAAGAGGAGGAAGAAGAGACAGUGACCCAUGAAAGAUCCGUACUUGAAGACCCGGAGGCGCUGGAGCCAAACCCGGGUCCAGAGUCAAAGUUCCCGGGAAGUAAAGAAGAAGAGUCAGCGAGAGAAACGACUCAGGAUCCACUGUUGCCAGACUGCUUAUUGCUGAUGAUGUGCGAGCCAAAGCUGUCAAUGGAGGUAUCCAAGGAGACAUGGGUUUGUAGUACUGAUUUCAUCAGAUGGUUACCGGAGAGGCCGCCCGUCAAGAAGACCAACGUCGGCGAUGAGACGAAGAAGAGAAUCAGCAUAGCUUCGAAAAAUCUUAUGCAGCCCCCGUUUACCACCAAGCCGCCAGCUAACAAGCUACUACUGCAGCCGCCGAGGUCUUCCUGCUCCUUCCCUGCCGCACCUCCAUCUCUAAUAGCGACCAACGGCGGCUCCUCCAUGGCUACAAUGAUUGACCAGAAGCUGGUCGGAGCCAACAGUUACGAGCCGUUCGUUCUCACUCGCUGUAAGUCUGAGCCGAUGAGGUCCUCAACCAAGCUUGCGCCCGAGAAUUGUUUUUGGAAGAAUAGGAAGCUUGAGCCCCAUCGGCCGACGACACUCGGUAUCGGCGCGGCUGGAGUUGGGUUUUGAGCCUGCUUGCAAAGGGUAUAUGGUAAAAAACAAAGUGUGGUAAGUUUGCAUGGGUAAUUGUAGCUUUUCUUUCUUUAUGCAGAGUAAUUUUACUGCAUUUUUAAAGCCUAAUAUGUGUCUGUAAAAAAGUUUUCAUUUUUGAAAUUUACAUUUUCUAGCAAUUCUUUUCAUCUUUUUGGUCCUUUUCCAUUACAUGUACCUCCUUUGAAUUGCAUAUUUUUAUAGCGAGCACAUAACAAGAAGUAUCAAGGAAAA
Molecule: messenger RNA, 2889 nt
Organism: Carica papaya (papaya)
Lineage: Eukaryota; Viridiplantae; Streptophyta; Magnoliopsida; Brassicales; Caricaceae
Gene: HCF243
Product: Serine/Threonine-kinase pakA-like protein
Source: RefSeq, a predicted model, not a curated record